CUGAACUUUGAUGUGCGUAAUGAUGGAGGUGUGAUGCUGAUCAAACGUCUGAACUACAACACGGCCAAAAACUACAACAUUACCAUAAAGGCAGAGGAUAAUGGAGGUUUGAGCAACACGGCAACUGUGCUUAUUGAGGUGACAGACUUUGAUAACAUGAACCCCUAUUUUGACCACGCCCUUUACAAAGCUUUCAUACAGGAGGAACAAACAGGAGCAUUCUCCACAAUUCUGCCAGAUGCCAUAAAAGCUCAAGAUGCCGACACUGGUAUCAACAUGACGGUAGUCUACAGUAUCAGUGCAGUAUCUCCAAGCAAGUACCUGAAUAACUUUGACAUAAAUGAAAACAGUGGGGUCAUCUCUGUUGUGACUGGACUGGACCGAGAAGAGAUAGGGGAAGUCACUAUCAGCGUUAAGACUUUGACCUAA
Messenger RNA from Osmerus eperlanus (European smelt), 429 nucleotides. Its product is annotated as cadherin-99C-like. Gene Ontology annotation, biological process: homophilic cell-cell adhesion. Gene Ontology annotation, molecular function: calcium ion binding. The record is from RefSeq and is a predicted model, not a curated record. Lineage: Eukaryota; Metazoa; Chordata; Actinopteri; Osmeriformes; Osmeridae. Bases 34 to 429 code for a protein of 131 amino acids. Gene Ontology annotation, cellular component: plasma membrane. The transcript has 5 exons.